AUGUCUCUUUUGACAGCUUCCAUACUCCUCCAUGCCUUCCUCCUCACCACCCUUCUCCUCGCAACAUCCAUAUCCAUCCCGGUGGAACAUGGCGACGUGAACACGACGACGACAUUUACCAACAGCUCGGCAACGUCGUCCCCUGAUGACAAGGAGAACUUUGAGAUGUACUUCUGCUUCCUCUGCUCGGGGCGCGACCCGCUGCUGAUUCACCACUGCCCCAUCUACUGGGACGAGUGCCACCUCAUCUGCGACGAUGACAUGUCCACCUCCACCACCGUCGAUGCCGCCGUUCCCAUGGCAACUACUGCGCCCCCCGCACCACCAGUGUCGUCGUCGUCGUCGCCGCUAGGGUCGUCGUCGGCCCACCCCAUGGUGCAGGGCGAUGACUGCUACGUCAUGAAGCUCUACAUGUCCGGCCGCUACGUCAUCGUCGAACACCGGCCGUGCAAGUACAUCGCCUGGUGCUUCCUCACCUGCGGCGGCGGGGAACUGGCCGACCGCCGGAAAGUCGUCAUGGGCGGCACUACGACCACAAUGCCGGCGACGAUCCACGGGAGCUUUCUGCCUGUCGAGCUAUGCGGCACGCAGACGCAGGUCCAUGCUCCGUGGGCUCCACCAUCAGCAGGAGUCGUCGUCCCAGCUGGUGGUGCACACUGA
Molecule: messenger RNA, 660 nt
Organism: Miscanthus lutarioriparius
Lineage: Eukaryota; Viridiplantae; Streptophyta; Magnoliopsida; Poales; Poaceae
Source: the annotation of a GenBank genome assembly